CUGCGAUGUUUAGUGCAACUGCUAAAAUGUCUCUGGAGGCGAGUGAUGUUCAAACAGAUGAAGACUGCGAGGAGCUGGUUGAGGAUGGCUUCUCUUUCUCUGCUGAUAUUUUGGAAAAGAGAACAAGGAGGAAAAGAUCUUCUGGGAAGCCUCCUUCUUCUCCAAGGUCUCCAUACCUCUCCAGCCUGAAUGUGAACCCCAGAAGAGCAGCAGUGGCGGCCUGGAGACUACCGAGGGCGUCCUUGGGGGACGCCAGAGGGGAAAAUACUGGGGAGAGUGGCUCAGCUCGUCUCACAUCCCUCAGCAACGGCCAUGAUCUUUCCCAGAUGCUGAGAUCAGAGUGUGAUGUGACACCGGAGUUUCUCAAACAGACCCUGAGCAUGAGGAAACACAAACAUCUGCACUCUGCAUCUAAUGGCUUCACCUUCAGCACAGGCGACCACAGAGAGAAGGAAGACAUGUAUGAUGAGAUUAUUCGCCUCAAGAAGAGUCUCCAGGCGCAGAAGUCUGACAAUCAGCAAAUGAAAGUGAAACUACGCCGCCUGGAGGAAGAUAACGCUAAAAGAGAAAAACAGAUAGAAGAACUGUUGGAUCCCUCUAAAGGAUCUGACUACACUCGUAGUUUGGUGGAUAAGAAAAAAGAAGGGAGCGUGGUUCUCAACGGGCUGAAGCAGAGGAUCCUGAAGUUGGAGCAGCAGUGUAGAGAGAAAGAAAAUGCCCUGAGUAAACUGCAAAGUGAGCUGAGAACUACCAACUUGGAGGAGCUAAAGAUCACAGUGGAAACCUACUCUGAAGAGAUCCAGAGACUGAGGGUGCUACUAGAAGCUGCAGAGAAAAGUAGUCGAGCAGAGAGUAAAUGCUCCCAGAGGCAGCAGAAAGCUUUAAGCUCCAUGGUUCAUCGUCUGUCUGAGAACCUGAAGCAGCUUCAGCAGGAGAACACAACACUCAGAGAGGAACUCAACACUGACAGUCCUGCUGGAGGGAUCAAAGGUUACAGAGACUGGAGUAAACAGAGACUGUUGCGCAGGUUGCUGGAAGUGGAGAAGAGGCCGGAGGACAGCAGAAGACAUACCCAGUCAGCGAAAAGCAGCAGCCGAUUGGAUCAGGAGGUCCAGGCCACACCCACUGAGAUUCUGAGGUUUACCAUGGCAACAGAGGCAGUGGUCUCCGUGGGAACAAUCACUGAAGAAGGGGAGGAGGAUUCAGAUCUGAGAGAACGCGUCAGCCAAUUGGAGAAGGAGAGGGUGGAGCUUCAAGAGAUGCUGUCAAGUAAAGAUGAUGAAUUGAGACAGUUGAGGACAGAAAGAGAGGAACUGGAGAAAGAGACAGAACGAUGGAAAGCUGAACAAACGAGUGAACGGGACAAUGAAAAACAGCAGCAUAAACAGGAGUUGGAGCAAUUGUGGGUGAGGAUCCGAAGUCUGGAGGACGACAAAAUCAAACCUGCACUAGCUGAGCUCUCCUCUCCUUCUGCCACAACAGCAGGGGACCAUGAGGACAGUCUGGGCAGAUCAGGUCAGACGGAGACAGAGGAAAGGGACGAUGGCAGUACAGAGAAGGAAGGGGACAGAGGUGAAGAUUUGGAUAGAAAUGUAGAGGAGAAGGGGAGUGAGAAAAGACAACAUAAAGAAAGAGAGAAAGCAGCAAGGAUCAUCCAGACAAACUGGAGGGAGCAUAGAAACAGGGACAUUGUGAUGUUGCAGUCAGCAUUAAGAGGCCAUCUCCUCAGAGAGGCGCAGCUCAAGGACCUGCUGAAAGACACGCACAUUAAGGCUGUAGAAGCAGCAAACCACAGUGAUGUAGCUUCCUCUGUAGGUGGAGAGAUGGAUGCGGUUGCCUUGACGAUGAUACAGUCUGCUUUCAGGGGACACCUGGCUCGCUGUAGUCUUGCAAUAGAGAGCUCAGGGUUCUCUGUGCCUUCUCCAAUGGGAAACAGUUUGCCCACGCCGGUACCAAGAAGAGCUCGCUCAACACCCAGCAGAACAGGUGCUGCAUCCCUGCAUAACGACAAAAAAAAACUGGGUGAUGAAGAAGACCUGUGGCCUGUCUCCAGCAGUCAUGCCUCCAGAAUGACACCCACAACAGACCAGACAGAGCUCCAUUGCACAGCUGAGACUGGAGGAGCUGCUGCAGUGGAUUCUGAUGAUUCGGAUGAUAUCAUCGUGUCUCCCUCGCGUCCUCUGAGAAGCAGAGAAGUCUUAAUCUUAUAGACCUCCUGAGUUGUGUGAGUUAGUGUGUUGUGUGUGUGUGAGUGUGUGUGUGUGAGUGUGAGUGUGAGAGAGAGAGAGAGACAAAGUGUAGGCAGGAAGAAUUUCUGCUGUGUUCUUACUCAGAGCCUAAAUGUCAGAGGUUUAAAUGGCCGUUUUUGUCAGGGUUCCUAUUGAACAUGCAAAUGAUAGCUGGGAUAUUCCAAUAUUAUUCAAGAUGAUAGUGGAACAUACACAAUAUUUGCCUAUUUUGUCAUCUUUAAGAGCUUCUCCAACAGUAAUAACCAGCAUAUUCUGGGAAGUCAGGUACAGGAUCUUUUAUGACAUGGAAAUACAUGGCACAUCAACACCUCACUUUCAUCAUGCUCUUAUUCAGGAUACUGUCACAAUAGAGUCUUGACUGACUAAUCACCCAGUUUAGUGUUUAAAUGCUUGGACCAGAGGUUUAGGGAUUUAUCGUCAAAGUGGAGGAAAAAGCACUAAUGUGAACAGGAAAUGAAGCACCCUAUUCAUUUUGAUCUGUUAUUCUUGUGGUUUAUCAUUUGAGCCAGAUAUUCUCAGUGGUUUGCCAAAGUGCCUCCUGCAUGGAUAUUCAGAUUUAAAUUACAGAAGUAAAUGCUUUAAUUUCUGUUAAGAUGACUAGUCAAAGUGAGGCAGAUCACUGUAAAGUCCUCUGCAUUUGACAGGCUUGAAAUAAUUAAUCAAUUUUGACAUGCCAGAUGUGUAACACAUAAAUUUCCUUACACUAAUAUAUCAUGUUUGCUUAUUAAAUUAUGACUGAUUCCGAGGUAUGACUGAGGGAAUGAUGCACUCAACCGAUGCACUAUUGAGCGAAACUGUGAAUAAAUUAUAGAUAAGCCUGCUGCAAUACUCAACACACAGUCAGUACAACGGAGGAUACACAGGGAGUAUGUGUUAUGCCAAUGUUUGUUCUCUGAAAUAGACUAAUGAUAACCUGUAGGGAGGUCAACAAAAAAAGUGCAGGAGUGCAGUUUCCACAUGAUGUAUGUAACUUGA
Messenger RNA from Seriola dumerili (greater amberjack), 3224 nucleotides. RefSeq names its product IQ motif containing E (gene iqce). The coding region runs from base 6 to 2210 and encodes 734 amino acids. The transcript has 21 exons. NCBI's taxonomy places the organism in Eukaryota, Metazoa, Chordata, Actinopteri, Carangiformes, Carangidae. The record is from RefSeq and is a predicted model, not a curated record. Gene Ontology annotation, molecular function: protein binding.